AUGACAACGACGGAGCAUAAGGGCGCUGUACCUGCAGCGGUAGCUCCGCGCAAGGAUCCUGUGCGGACGGCCAACUACCUCCUCUACGGUGCUAUCGCUGGCAUUUGCUCCAAGACUGCCACCGCACCACUAGAGCGGCUUCGCAUCUUGCAAAUGGUGGAGCACCUCCAUGGUGGCGAGGGUCGCUAUCAGGGCAUUUUACGGCCACUCCUGAUCAUCGCCAGAGAAGAGGGCAUCCGGGGGUAUUGGAAGGGCAACGCGACCAACGUGGUGCGGAUCAUACCCACCUCGGCAGCCCGCUUCUACACGUUUGAGAUCUACAAGACGUUCCUGCGGCGGUUUGUGCGACGGGACCAACUCAACACGGGCGAAGUGUUGCUGGCCUCGGCCUCGGCCGGUACGACGGCGGCGGUGGUGACCUUCCCGAUGGACUUCGUGCGCACCCGGUUGACCGUACAGACCGCCGGCAACACCUACUACCGGGGCGUGACGAAUGCGGUGCUUUCGAUCUACCGGCAAGAGGGCCUGCUCGGGUUCUACAAAGGCGUCACGGCGGCCGUUCUCAACACGGCGCCCUAUAUUGCAAUCAACUUCACGACCUACGAGAAGCUGAAGGAGUACACUCAAGCCGGCGGUGGGUCGCCCGGCACGGUGCUUUCGCUGGCCAUGGGCGCAAUCGCCGGCACGCUGGCCACCACGAUCAGCUACCCGGCCGAUCUGAUCCGGAAGCGGAUCAUCGUGCAGGAGAUGGGCGGCAAGGAGGGCACCUACGGCGGCAUCUCCGACGCCGUCAGAAAGAUCAUGAGGGAGGAGGGACCCAAGGGAUUCUACAGAGGCCUGACGGCGACCUAUCUCAAGGUGGUGCCCUCCACGGCCGUUACGUGGUGGGUCAUCGAACUCUGCAGGUCCCUCUCCACCAACCCAUAA
Messenger RNA from Acanthamoeba castellanii str. Neff, 927 nucleotides. Its product is annotated as mitochondrial carrier protein. Gene Ontology annotation, biological process: transmembrane transport. The record is from RefSeq and is a predicted model, not a curated record. NCBI's taxonomy places the organism in Eukaryota, Discosea, Longamoebia, Acanthamoebidae. Bases 1 to 927 code for a protein of 308 amino acids. The transcript has 8 exons.